Messenger RNA from Spinacia oleracea (spinach), 2140 nucleotides. RefSeq names its product probable protein phosphatase 2C 65. The transcript has 4 exons. NCBI's taxonomy places the organism in Eukaryota, Viridiplantae, Streptophyta, Magnoliopsida, Caryophyllales, Amaranthaceae. Bases 332 to 1714 code for a protein of 460 amino acids. Gene Ontology annotation, molecular function: protein serine/threonine phosphatase activity. The record is from RefSeq and is a predicted model, not a curated record. Gene Ontology annotation, biological process: protein dephosphorylation.
AUCUUCUUGAUUUUCCAACAAAUUUUCAGGGUUGCCAAAUCCCUAAAAGAACCCAUACACAUUCUCAACCACAAAGCUCCUUUCCAUAUUCCCCUCCAAAAAAUCUCCCUUCAAUAUUAUUAAUUUUUAUGAUAAACAAGAAUAUUUACCAUUUUUUCAUUUUGCAUCAUAUUUAUUCUUAUGAUACUUAUUGGCAACUUUGAUCAUAUACAUCCUUCUCAGAUUAUGUUCCUCCGUUCUAGUUGUCUACGAAAACGGACACUUCUCCAGAAUUUGGCUUGAUUCAUUGAGCAAUAUUUGCAAAAACAGAAAAAUAAAAAUAAAAAUAAAAAUGGGAGCUUGUUGUAGCAAAGAAGGGGAUUAUGGAGAUCGACAAAUUGCAAGUUAUGAACAAGAAUAUGAGCAAGAUGAUCAUGUGUUUGAAGGAGAUUAUGGAGCUACAAUUAGACUACUUGGUUCUUCUACUUUCAUUUCAAUGGCAACCGCACAAGGGAAGAAAGGAAUUAACCAGGAUGCCAUGACAGUUUGGGAGGACUUUACAGGCGAGAGGGAUGUGUUCUUUUGUGGGGUGUUUGACGGGCAUGGGCCGUCUGGUCACAAGGUAGCUCGUAAUGUCCGUGACAACCUACCGAUAGAGCUCUCAGCUGCACACAAGCAUCUCAAAACGAAACAUCGUAGCAGUAGCACGAGUGACCUUGAUGCAUUAUGUGACGAUGAAGAUGAUGCAUUGUUACAUCCUUAUUCUACAAACACCAAGGCUAAUAAUGACAGCCACCGUGACGAAGAUGGUUCCGAUUCAAAUCAAGUGUUAAAAUUGUGGAAGUCUGGUCUUUUGAGAUCAUUCAGAGAUGUUGAUAAAGACCUUAGCCGUGACCCCUCUAUUGAGAGCUAUUGUAGUGGUACAACAGCUGUAACGGUUGUCAAACAGGGGGAUCAUCUAAUAAUCGGAAACUUGGGAGAUUCACGUGCAGUUAUGUGCACGCGAGGGGAGAAAGGACAAGUAAUACCAGUCCAAUUAACUGUAGACUUGAAGCCAAGUCUUCCAAGGGAAGCCGAAAGAGUGAGGCGUUGUAGUGGUAGAGUAUUUUCACUGGAAGAGGAGUCCCAUGUUCUAAGAUUAUGGCUGCCUGAUGAAGAUAGCCCAGGACUUGCCAUGACAAGAGCAUUUGGUGAUUUCUGUCUCAAAGAUUAUGGUCUCAGUUCUACCCCUCAAAUCUUUUACAGAAAAUUGACUGAACAAGAUGAUUUCAUUGUCCUUGCAACUGAUGGGGUGUGGGAUGUGUUAACAAACUUUGAGGUGGUGAAAAUAGUCUCAGCAGCUAGAAAGCGAUCUCAUGCAGCCAAGUUCCUAGCAGCUCAUGCAAUUCGGGCAUGGAGGAGCAGAUUCCCAUCCGCGAGAGCUGAUGACAUAGCGGUGGUUUGCUUAUUCUUCAAGCUUCCACCAACUGGAAAAACUAUGUCAGAUGUCAGCCAUAUUACACCUGACAGCUUAAGCCAUCUCAAUUCUUCGGUAUCUCAACAUACAUACAGAAGUAUCAGUAGUAGUGAUGUGGAUGAUGGGUAUGAUUUCAGGGAGAGCAACAUCAGAUUUCAGGACAUUCCAGAAGAUUGGGGAGGUGAAGGAGAAAGUCUAGUCGACACAUCAUUGAAUUAUCCCCGGUAUACAAAUUCUCGAAAUAAAGGUAGACCAGCAUCCAAAAGUGCUGAUAUUUGAUACUUGAUUUUGAUGCAAUUUUUUUAGCUUAGGGGAAUGAACUAGUACAGGGUGAAUGAUUUUUUGUAUAUAUGGUUUUGAGAAUGGCAAAAUUUGCCUACAAUGAGUGGAAUGUGAGCGAGCUCUUUGAUUAUUUACUUAGGGUAAAUCCAGUGGGUCAAAAGUGUAUAAAUACCAAGGUUCUUAAGUUUACCAUUUUUGGUUGUUGGAAAGUACAGAGAACUAAAACCUGAAAAUAUAAGGUAACUAUUUUAUUUGCCAAAUUCAUAUUCCAUAAUUUCCCCUUCAAAAUAUUUAUGGAGAGCAGAAAACUAAACAGAUCAAAAUUUAACAAUAUAUUAUACGGAGUAUGUAUUACUGCCUGUCUAUCUAUUUUCAUAAAUUCAUAAUAACAAACCAAACAAGUGAAAGUUAAUGAUUUCUUUA